AGUUUUAUAGAUGAAAGUGUUGAUCUUUGUAUCAGAAAAUGAAGUCGAAAAAGAAGGAUUUCGGUGGUGGUAGAGAUAUAAUCAGUGAAUUACCAGACGAACUGAUAUGUCACAUCUUAUCAUUCCUUCCAACUAAAGAAGCUGCUUCAACUAGUGUUCUCGCCAAAAGAUGGAAGCCUUUGCUUCGGUAUGUACCCAGUCUUGACUUUGGUAACUCUUUGUGUUUCCCUCCUGCAAAGACUUACGAAGAAAAGAGAACGAAUGCUAGAAGUUUUAUGCGGUUCGUGGAUGGGGUGUUGGCUUUGCAAGGGAAUGCUCGGAUUAACAGAUUCCACUUUAAGGGUGAAGAUAUUAUCGAUGAAAUGUGGGUGCUGGAUUGGAUACAAAAUGUGGUGAAACGUCAUGUAUCAGAUAUUCGUCUAUACGUCUCUUCCUUUUGGGAUGGUUUUGACUCGAGUUUUUAUCCUCUGCCUCGAGAGAUUUUUGUGAGCCAAACACUGGUUACGCUAAUAAUAAAUUUUGAAGGUGGCGUCAACAUUAGUGUGGAAGGAGCUGUUUCUCUUCCGAAGCUCAAGACUCUCCAUCUUCAUUAUUUCAAGAUAGAAAUGAGUACGUUUAACAAGCUUCUUUCUGGUUGUCACGCACUCGAAGAAUUAAUGCUGCUUAAUUUGGUGUGGGAUAAGUCUUCGGAACCUGAACCUUGCUUUGCGACGUCCCUGUCUAUCCCAACCCUCAAGAGACUAGAGUAUUGUCGUUAUGAAAGAGAUGAUGAGGCUAAAGAUAAGGUUUCAUUGUCAUUUGAUAGUCCAAAUGUGGUCUACCUAGAAUAUUUUGAUUGUGUUGCGGAUAGGUAUCAACAAGUGAGUUUUGAUUCGCUUGUUGAAGCUAGACUAGGACUUCGACUGACAUAUGAUCAGGUCCAUAACCAAUGGUUGGAACCAGAAUAUUAUUUCUCAUCCAAGGAAAAGAGUAAUGUAACAAAGCUUCUCACCGGAAUAUGCAAUGUCAAGAUCCUCUACUUGUCUGAUGAAACUCUUGAGGUACUUGGUUGCUGCCUUGAUACAAUACCGGUAUUCAACAACCUCAUUGAGUUAACUAUUGAGACUAGACCAGAUAUAGAAUGGAAAUCAUUGCCAGCUAUACUCUAUAGUUGUCCAAAUCUAGUAACCCUUGUUUUCGAGGUACUAUACUACACAAUCCUUUAAAUCAACCCUACCAUGUUUUUCAAAACACACUUAGAUUAUGAAACUGUUUCCUUUAUGUUUCAGGGAAUCCAUCACAUAUAUUCAUAUAGAUGUGAGGACGAAGACGGGUGCUUAUGCAGAUAUCCUACUGAUUUUGGGGGGGGGAGUAGCGCUCGUGCUUGCCUAUCAUCAAGUCCGGUCAAGGUUCUAAAGAUAUUGAACUUUGGUAAAAUUUGUUAUGUGGACAGUGAAGACGAUGAUGAAGAUGAGGAAUUUGUUUAUUGCUUAAGGGAUCAGAUAGAGCAUGUCGAACACUUCAUAGAGAAGAUGCCGAAUCUUGAGCAAGUGAUAUUGCACUACUAUACAUCAAAUGAUGAAGAUUUGAUGAUGAAAGUGUUCAAGAAACUUGAGAACCUUCCAAGAGUAGCUUCAGCCAACUGCAAAAUCCAACUAAUCUCGGAUAACCUCAGCUUAUCAUCUAAUGCGUCCGACUAAAUGGAGUCAUUGUCUUUAGAAGAUCCUUGUAAAGACAAUGACUCAAUCCUAUGAUCAUCUUUAAAGACUCUUUUCUUUUCUUGUUUUGGUUUUAGAUCUAAACUCUUGUUUUACUUCCCUUAAUGACUUGUGUUUAAUGUUUCUCCAUUUUCUUCUUAUGAUCUCAUCUUGUGUUUCUCUCUCUCUCUUCUGCUAUAUUAAUUAUGUUAAGAAAAUUAGCACUAGCUCACUGUUCUCUUCUUGA
Molecule: messenger RNA, 1923 nt
Organism: Arabidopsis lyrata subsp. lyrata
Lineage: Eukaryota; Viridiplantae; Streptophyta; Magnoliopsida; Brassicales; Brassicaceae
Product: putative F-box/LRR-repeat protein At5g41630
Molecular function (GO): protein binding
Source: RefSeq, a predicted model, not a curated record